AUGAUCACUGAGGUAGUUUACACCAUUCUACUGGUGUACAGUGUAGCUCUGUUAAACGGAGCAUAUACACACCUGGAUCGGCGAAGUCUCAUCAUUAGUGGAACCGAAAUAGCCAUACAGGAGGCACCCUACCAGGUCAUAAUAUUCAUCAAUGGAUUGUUUGCUUGCGGUGGUACGAUCAUUGGUUCUAAGUGGAUCCUGACGGCCGGUCACUGUGCUGAAGGAGAAAUAUCGAAAGAAAACUCAACGGUUCGUGCUGGUUCACAGCUGCUUGAUAAAGAAGGUGUGGUGAUAAAAAUUGCACAGGCUAUUGUGCACCCCGAAUAUGCUGUUCUGCCAAAUAAUGAAGCAUAUAACGAUAUUGGAUUACUUUUGCUAGAAAAACCAUUAAACUUUGAUGGUAGCACUAUAACGUGUGCCCUACUUCCCGAUCCGGGUAAAAAAAUAUCACCUGGUAGUUUGGGUAGAGUUUGUGGUUUUGGUCGAACGCACUUAACUCUCGGUAGAAUGUCACUCACGUUGCGAGCAACUACUUUGACAGUUUUACCGUUUGAACAAUGCCAGACAAUCUAUCGCAAUUUCACUUUAAAUGCCGAUACACAAUACUGCAUUGGAAAUAACGAAAAACACAGUGGAUCGUGCCGAGGCGACUCUGGUGGACCUUUUGUAGUAGACAAAACAAUCUACGGUAUAGUGUCGUGGGCUGUAUCGUGUGCUGAUCCCAAUUAUCCCACCGUCUAUGUGGAUGUCGGUGCUUACCUGCAAUGGAUUCGUGACACUGUAGCAUCCGUUUCACCUGAAGAGUUGUGUAAUUAG
This is a messenger RNA of Sabethes cyaneus, 816 nucleotides long. RefSeq names its product trypsin-6-like. Gene Ontology annotation, molecular function: serine-type endopeptidase activity. The coding region runs from base 1 to 816 and encodes 271 amino acids. NCBI's taxonomy places the organism in Eukaryota, Metazoa, Arthropoda, Insecta, Diptera, Culicidae. Gene Ontology annotation, biological process: proteolysis. The record is from RefSeq and is a predicted model, not a curated record. The transcript has a single exon.